Messenger RNA from Vigna radiata var. radiata (mung bean), 1711 nucleotides. RefSeq names its product xyloglucan 6-xylosyltransferase 2. The coding region runs from base 144 to 1487 and encodes 447 amino acids. The transcript has a single exon. NCBI's taxonomy places the organism in Eukaryota, Viridiplantae, Streptophyta, Magnoliopsida, Fabales, Fabaceae. Gene Ontology annotation, molecular function: UDP-xylosyltransferase activity; xyloglucan 6-xylosyltransferase activity; hexosyltransferase activity. Gene Ontology annotation, cellular component: endosome; membrane; trans-Golgi network. The record is from RefSeq and is a predicted model, not a curated record. Gene Ontology annotation, biological process: xyloglucan biosynthetic process.
UAUUGACUUGUCCUGAGGUUACGGGUUUCUGGAUUCACCACAACAAUUGCGGUAACGAUGAUCCGAAAUUGGUGUGUCCAUAUCUGUUUCAGGAUUUCAAUUUGCAUUCAUUUUCCGUUCUGAAUUUAUCUUUUUGCAUUAACAUGUUAGAAAAGUGUUUGGGAGCUCAAAGGGCGCGAAGAUUCCAGAGAGCUCUCAGGCAUUGCAAGGUCACCAUCCUCUGCCUGCUCCUCACCAUCGUUGUCCUGCGCGGCACCAUCGGUGCUGGAAAAUUCGGCACGCCGGAGCAGGACUUCAUCGACAUUCGCAACCGUUUCUACUCCCGCAAGCUCCCUGAGAAUUACCGCCACCUCGGUGAGCUUCAAUCCACGACGUCCAACGAUUCCAAUUCCACCACCGACUACAAUGCCUUUGACAUCAACACCAUAUUGGUCGACGAACCAGAAGACGUGAACCGCGAGAAAUUGAAUCCGGAAGAGCCGUAUCGUCUCGGCCCCAAAAUAUCGACCUGGGACGAGCAACGAUCUCGCUGGCUUCGCAAUAACCCCAAUUUAUCUAAUUUCGUUCUGCCCAACAAGCCUCGUGUGCUUCUGGUAACUGGGUCAUCGCCGAAACCCUGCGAGAAUCCCGUUGGGGAUCAUUACUUGUUGAAGUCAAUUAAGAACAAAAUUGACUAUUGUCGUUUGCAUGGGAUUGAGGUGUUUUACAACAUGGCUCUCCUUGACGCUGAGAUGGCAGGGUUCUGGACCAAGCUUCCUUUGAUUCGGAAGCUUCUUUUGUCUCACCCUGAGGUGGAGUUUAUAUGGUGGAUGGAUAGUGAUGCCAUGUUCACGGACAUGGCGUUUGAGGUGCCGUGGGAGAGGUAUAAAGACCAUAACUUGGUGAUGCAUGGAUGGGAUGAAAUGGUUUAUGAUGAGAAGAAUUGGAUUGGGCUGAACACUGGGAGUUUUCUGCUGAGAAAUUGUCAGUGGUCUUUGGAUAUUCUCGAUGCUUGGGCUCCAAUGGGGCCUAAAGGGAGGGUUAGGGAUGAGGCUGGGAAAGUGCUGACGCGUGAGCUCAAGGAUAGACCUGUUUUCGAAGCUGAUGAUCAAUCUGCCAUGGUUUAUCUGCUGGCUAAGGAUAGGGAGAAAUGGGGUGAUAAAGUUUAUCUUGAGAACGAUUAUUACUUGCAUGGUUAUUGGGGGAUUUUGGUUGAUAAGUACGAGGAAAUGAUUGAGAAUUACCAUCCUGGUCUCGGGGAUCAUAGGUGGCCAUUGGUGACUCAUUUUGUGGGGUGCAAGCCUUGUGGGAAGUUUGGGGAUUACCCUGUUGAAAGGUGCUUGAAGCAGAUGGAUAGGGCCUUCAAUUUUGGAGAUAAUCAGAUUUUGCAGAUUUAUGGAUUUACGCAUAAGUCUUUGGCUAGUAAAGAAGUUAAGAGAAUACGGGAGGAGACUAGCAAUCCCCUUGAAGACAAGGAUGAACUUGGGUUGCUUCAUCCAAACAUUUAAAACAGUUGAUGUAUCAUCUUCUAGGUCAGUUUCGCUCUUUUUGUAAGGUUAAAUACUCAGAAAACUCGUCAUCAGGGUGCUUGUUAGUGCAAAAAUCCGAUACUCUUUCUGUAUGACCGAUAUUUUCUAUGCACCACCCCUACUUAAUAGGUAAAUUUAUCAUUAUCUUAUAAAACUAAAAUCAGCCAUUUGUUACAGGAAAUAAAGUUCAACAACUCAAUCAA